UGGAGUUGUAAAGCUGGCUGGCUGAACUCGGCCUCCAUCUAGUGGCUCCGCUCUGAACAGUCAUGUUGUUUCUUUGGGGAUGUCCUGACCGCUCGCGGAUGUUACGUUGGUUUCUCAGUUUUUAAUGGAGAGACGUUAAUAUUUGUUGUGAAUUGAUCCCGUUUGCCACGUCGUGGAUCUCCAGCUCGGAAUGAACACUGACUCGAAAUGUUCCCAUGUAGCUAACCAGCAGUAAUAACAGACCUAGCUUGACCACGGUGGAGCAGGGCUGCCUCUGCAGCCAGUCAAGAUGGACACCGCCGACGAAGCAGACAUCUGUCGGGUAUGUCGGUCAGAGGGGACCCUGGACAAGCCCCUCUACCACCCCUGCGUCUGCACGGGCAGUAUCAAGUUCAUCCACCAGGAAUGUUUACUGCAGUGGUUGAAGCACAGCAGAAAGGAGUACUGUGAAUUAUGCAAACACCGAUUUGCAUUCACACCAAUCUACUCUCCAGACAUGCCAUCUCGCCUGCCUGUCCAGGACAUCUUUGCCGGGUUGGUCACCAGUAUUGGAACAGCCAUCAGAUACUGGUUUCACUACACACUGGUAGCCUUUGCCUGGCUUGGCGUGGUGCCUCUCACAGCAUGUCGGAUAUACAAGUGUUUGUUUACAGGCUCUGUGAGCUCUCUACUCACCCUGCCACUAGACAUGCUUUCAACACAAAACCUGCUUGCAGACUGUCUCCAAGGUUGUUUUGUGGUCACUUGCACGCUGUGCGCCUUCAUCAGCCUGGUGUGGCUCAGAGAGCAGAUCGUCCACGGUGGUGCCCCUCUCUGGUUAGAUCAGCAUCAACCACCUCUAGUUCCUAACCAUCCUCAUGGUCCUGCACUGGCUAACGAGGUCCCGGGUGGUAAUGUUGGUGUCGAUGGUCAGGCUGCUGCAGACGACGCAGCUGUCCGGGACCCCGCUGACCCGGCCCAAGAUGGACUCGCACCUCCCAACCCAAACGAAGCCGGUAAUCAAGGACACGAUCCAGAACUUGAUGAUGACGAAGACGAUGACGAUGGAGAGGAGGAGGAAGAGGAGGAUGAAGAAGGCAGGGAAGAGGAUAAUGCUGAUGCCAACAAUGGAGGACAAGAAGAUCUGAACUGGAACGCGUUGGAGUGGGACCGUGCCGCAGAGGAGCUGACCUGGGAGAGGAUGCUUGGGCUGGAUGGCUCUUUAGUUUUCCUGGAGCACGUGUUUUGGGUGGUGUCUCUCAACACUCUGUUCAUCCUGGUCUUCGCGUUCUGCCCGUAUCACAUCGGUCAUUUCUCAGUGGUUGGACUGGGCUUUGAAGACUAUGUCAAAGCGUCUCACUUUGACGGCCUCAUCACCACCAUACUGGGAUACAUCCUCCUGGCUGGAGCUCUGAUCCUCUGCCAUGGCUUGGCUUCAUUAGUGAGCUUUCAGCGCUCCAGACGCCUGCUGGGUGUCUGCUACAUCGUUGUGAAGGUGUCUCUGCUGGUUGUCAUGGAGAUAGGCCUGUUCCCUCUGAUUUGUGGAUGGUGGCUCGACAUUUGCUCACUGGAGAUGUUUGAUGCGACUCUGAAAGACAGGGAGCAGAGCUUCGACUCGGCCCCUGGCACCACCAUGUUCCUCCACUGGCUCGUCGGCAUGGUCUACGUCUUCUACUUCGCCUCCUUCAUCCUGCUGCUCAGAGAGGUGCUUCGUCCAGGAGUGUUGUGGUUCCUGAGGAACCUGAAUGAUCCAGACUUCAACCCGGUCCAAGAGAUGAUCCACCUGCCCAUCUACAGACACCUGAGGAGGUUCAUACUCUCUGUGGUGGUGUUUGGCUCCAUCGUCCUGUUGAUGCUUUGGCUUCCCAUCAGGAUCAUCAAACUGCUCUUCCCAGCCUUCCUCCCCUACAACGUCAUGCUUUACAGCGACGCCCCGGUCAGUGAGCUUUCUCUGGAGCUGCUGCUGCUUCAGGUUGUUCUGCCGGCAUUGUUGGAGCAAGGACACACUCGCCAGUGGCUCAAACGACUCGUCCAUGCCUGGACAUUCACUGCUGGAUACAUGCUCGACCUUCACUCCUACCUGCUGGGGGACCACGAAGAGGAUGACGACCAACCGAACAACAACCUACCUGGUCGCCACAACAACAACAGGAUCCCUGGCCUUGGCGAAGGGCUUCAUGCAGCUCAUCAAGCCAUCCUGCAGCAGGGUGGUCCUGUGGGCUUCAGGUCGUAUCACAGGCCGAUCAACUUCCCCCUCAAGAUCGUUCUGCUGGUGGUUUUUAUGUGUGUGACACUGUUAACGGCGAGUCUGCUCUGCCUCACACUGCCAGUGUGUGCAGGUCGCUGGCUGAUGUCUUUCUGGAUGGGCAGCGCCAUGGUUCAUGAGCUGUACACGGCGGCAAGCGGUCUGUACGUCUGCUGGCUGUCCAUCCGAGCUGCCACCGUGAUGCUGUCCUGGAUGCCGCAGGGACGCAACGUCAUCAUGGUCAAAGUCCAUGAGUGGACACUCAUGAUCCUGAAGACCCUCGUGGUUGCGGUGAUGUUAGCGGGUGUGAUUCCUCUGCUGCUGGGUUUGCAGUUUGAGUUGGUGGUCGUAGCUCCUCUCAGAGUCCCACUUGACCAGACGCCUCUCUUCUACCCCUGGCAGGACUGGGCUCUGGGCGUGCUCCAUGCCAAAAUCAUCGCUGCCAUCACACUGAUGGGUCCUCAGUGGUGGCUCAAAACUGUCAUCGAGCAGGUGUAUGCAAACGGUAUCCGGAACAUUGACCUCCAUUUCAUCGUGCGAGGGCUGGCUGCUCCUGUCAUCUGUGUCCUGCUGCUGUCGCUCUGUGUGCCGUACACCGUCUCUAAAGGCAUCACACCGCUGCUGGGUGUGCAGCCAGAGAUGCAGACGCUGGUGGAGAGGAGGAUCUACCCCUUCCUGCUGAUGGUGGUCAUCAUUUUGGCCGUCCUGUCCUUCCAGAUCCGACAGUUCAAACGCCUCUACGAACACAUCAAGAACGACAAAUACCUGGUUGGACAGCGCCUGGUGAACUACGAGCGUAACGCGGGCAGAAGCGCCUCCUCUUACAGCUCCGCCUCCUAGACUCCACGCCGCCGUGGGAUCGGUGGAGCUGACUCACACUGUCCAGCGCUUCGAGCUUUCAUCGGCUCCCCCCCCACCCCCCACCCCGUGGUGAAACCUUUUUUUUUGUUUCCUCCCUGCAGGCUGUCAGCAUCAAACAAAGCCUGUGAACAUCAGCUGCAGUGUAGUCCUCUGAUUCACCAACAUCUGCAGCGUCACAGGUUGAGUGAUAGAGACGUUAAAGAGCGAAGACAGAGAAAUCUCACAUAUCCGAGCGUGGUUGUCAGACAGCCAGCGGAAACAGUCGGCGUGAUACAGCGUUCUGUGUUUUUGGUCUUCUUCAAUGCAGCUGACAUUUUUUAGUCUGAACCUGUUUUAUUUGAGGAAGCUUCGAGUUGAAAUGAGGUCAGUUGAUCUUAGCUUUUACCUCAGAUCGUGCUUCCCUUUCAUUGUUUGUCGUCUAGGUCACACGAAGUCGCUUUGACGUCUCAGCUGUGAAAGAUAUUUGGACUGUAGUGAGAACAACUCAUCACUCGUCUCAAAUCACACCCUUCAUCUAAAGCAGGUUAUCUGUAUCAGGAGGGCAUAUAAGAUGUAGCAAACGUGAUUGUAAUGUUUUAUUUUUUAAGAUGAUUUUAUUAGAAGUUUGAUUUUUUAUUUUUUUGUGUGUGUUUUGAAUCUGGAGGGAGCUGUUGAAUCGUCCUGUGAGGAUUCCUUUGACAUGUAAAAGACAUUUUGGACAUGUGGACACGGCUCAGGACUCGCUGUUUCUUCAGAUGCUCUCCUGUGAAUUUUAAACUGUGGUGGUUCUUUGUUACAUCCACAGCAGAUCUACCUUUACAGUGCACAGAGUGUGGGGCUCGAACUCAUGAUACUGAAACUGGAAAAAGCAGCCUCACAGUCACAACAAUCAGGGCCUGUUACACACUGAGACGCUGAGAUUUGUUUUAAUGUAAUUCAAACUAGAUAAGCUCGCGGCAGCUCAUCAGCUGUUGAGACUGAUACUGUGAACAGUGAGGAGACGACGGCUUUAAAAACACAACGCUGAUUUCAAACAGGGGGAAAGUGUUUGACACAAAUCACCCUGACAGGCAUCUGAACUAGACUGAGUCAAGUGAAUUCAUCUCAGCUGAAGUGAAGUGAAGUAGCUCCAGUGCUGACAGAAAACACAUUUCAAAAAUUUAAAGGGGCAAUCCGCUGAUUUAGAUCUGAAUCAUAAUGUAUUUUUUAAAAGCAGAAGAGGAGAGAUCUCAACGUUACUCCUCAGUGUUUGUAAGGGACUCAAACUGUGGCUUCUUCAUUUAAACACUAUAGAACUGGACAUGUGCUUUAAUUAGACACUAGAUUACCGAUACACACAUCUGCCAAAAUCAAAACCUCCAAUUUGUAAGCAUACACACGACACGGUGACAGCACACUGGUGUUGUUAUAGGUCUCUCUUGAGGUGUGAGAAAAGGUAUUUCAUCAUCAAGGGUUCCGGGUGCUCAUUAAAGGAAACCGAUGUCCUUAAAGAGACAGUAACAGCCUUCAAAUAUCACCUAGAAGUCUCAAGUCAGCCAGUUGAGCUCUUGUUUUUGAGCAGAAGUUUGGUUUCUCUCCUUUGUGGAUACACUGCUGGACUCUGUGGGUUCAUAUCUGUUCAUGUCAUACAGCCAAAACAUCUUCAACAUUUCUGAUGGCGGUCUGAUCUUUUCUCACCCUGACCGACAGUACUUGGUUCCCUUUUAGAGACACUUUUAUCUGUGAUCAGCUGUGGGAUGGACUGCUGACCUGUUCAGGUGUUACCCUCCUUUCAGCUAAAGGCAGCAGGGAUAAGCUCCAGCCUUCCUGCAACCCUUUAACGGGUUCAGUGGUAUAGAUAAAAGCAUGGAUGGAUGUAAUGACCACUUGUAUCCACAGUGGGCACUGCUGAGCACAGUUUACUCAGUCCCCUCUUUGAACAGGGCUCUCUUUGUCAUGCUGUCAUAUCUCCUCCUGCCAGGCGCUCACUCCUGACAAGCUGCUGCUGCUGCUGGAUAUAAAGAAAGCGUCUAAAAUCAACCCUCUGCCUCACCUCUUCCCCUCUACUUAACCUACAUUUAACCGAGGAGACGUUGAAACUGGAGGUUUGAGGAGACUGUCAGGAGUCUCUAAUAGCCUGAUUUGAAAAAAAAAGAAAAAGUUGUGCCCUAAAGUCACCGUCAGGUUCAUACUAAACAUGAGGAAUGAAAAAGACGAGGUGUCCGCCUUCCCUUAUGUGUUUGAGUUGUUUGUCCUAUGAUCACAGUGUUGGCUCAAAUUUAAACACAAACCACACAAUAAUGGUGGAAGUGAUGGAUGGUGAUUCUUAUGUUAACACAUUCUCAAGUUACAUAAUUAGACUUACACAAUGUGAAUAUGUGCAUUUCUUUUCUUUUAUCCAUCGACUUGUCACAUCUGAAGCAAGAGCUGUUAAAUGGUUAGCUUAAGGAAGCUUUAAGACAGUAAACGGAGGGGCUGGAGCGAAGCUGGCUCUGUCUACAUGUAACAUUUCCACUUAGCUCCUCAGCUUCACUCCUGAUGUCUCAUGUGUUCUGCAUCUCAACAAUUCAUUAAAAAAAAAGUCUGUUCGGGGUUUCACGAGGACUUUUGUACUGGAUCUAUUUCUAAAGCCUGGUUUAUACUUCUGCGUCUAAUCGAUAGGGCAUGUAACUGAGGUGCACCUCCUCCAAAAUAUAACUAUGCUUUGAGCAUUGACAUGGACCACAAGCCCUGUGAUUGGUCCACACUGCAAAAUUAUAUUUCCCACAUUUACAGCACUUCCAGGAUCCCCACACAUUGGACGUUCAUUUCAUCUCCUCUGACGUCUCCUCUCUAUUCUUCCCCCUGAUCAUUGCUGUAUGAUAAACAUCAACAUGUAUCAGCUCUAAAUCAACAUAACAAGCUCAGAAUCGCUGUGAAAAAGCAAGAAGAAAAUGUAGCAGGGCCAGAAACAGGCGACCGGACUACCAGAGAGGCCACACUGCCUUCAAGUGUUUUGGCUGAGUAUUGAUUCACGACAUGUAGAAGUAUGUAGUGCUCACAUCUGCGUCUACCACUGCUGCGUAGGGUCCGACGCAGAAGUAUAAACCUGGCUUUAGUUUCAACAAGUUGAAGGAAAACUAUUCAAACCUGAUUCAGUUUUCCCAAAAUCUCAAACCUUUGCUGUAAAAACUUCAAGCAUUUCAGAUGUUUUUAAACUCACUCUCACAGGUACCUUUUUGCACGGGGAUGUAAAGUUAGUUGGUAGGUGUUGUCUCUCUCUUGUGUCUCCACAUCGUUCUUGCUCCACUGUCUCACUGAAAAUGUCCCAACUCUCACAGCAGGUUUAAGAACCUGCAGUUCAAUUUUUAAAGCCCCCCCCCCCCCCCCCCCCCCCCCCCCCCACUGAAGAACGAGAGCAUCUCUGUUAAAUCACCGCUGUGGGAAUUAAAAGGGGUCAAAACAUACAAAGAUGUAUUCCACUGACAAAGAGUCACAGGCCUUUUUUUGAAACUAAAUCCAAUGUUCCUCACUCUUCAGAUCCUGAGAGAUGUGACUUCAAGUCUUUUGUCGAGACGGUAACUGUCAAGUCGUAACAUUUUUUUUCAUGCAAUUGUUCAAAUGUGUUGCACUUUAAAACACUGUUUGCAAUAAUUUUGAAUCCACUGAUACGGUCUUCACCACAGGGUUUUUAUGUUUGACUCUCCUUCACACUGAGACUAAAAGACGUCAGUAUUUCACUGGUGACUGCACAGUGACUUUAACUUAAAGAUGAAUUUACACUGCAUUUGUGUUCAACGUGUUUCAUUAGGAGUUUGUUAAAUGUUAACUGCUUUUAUAAAAAGGUAUGGAUUGUGAACAUUAACUUUAGUGCUGCUGUGUGGAAUGCUCACAUUAUACAGCUGAGGCUAUAAAGUGACCUUUUAGUGCAUCUUGAACUGAGCUGGACACUUCAACAUUUUGGUCUUGAAUUUCAAUUUCUAGAAGCAAAUGAUUUCUAUUUUUAUAUGUGCAAAAAAAAAAAAAAAAAAAGGAGUGGCAUGUACUGUAACAUACAGUGAAGUACGUUCUAUUCAUUUUUGGUUCAUUCAUUUGAAACAAGAAUAAAUAGUUUUAAUGAGAA
Molecule: messenger RNA, 7145 nt
Organism: Notolabrus celidotus (New Zealand spotty)
Lineage: Eukaryota; Metazoa; Chordata; Actinopteri; Labriformes; Labridae
Product: E3 ubiquitin-protein ligase MARCHF6-like
Exons: 26
Coding region: 290-3064 (924 amino acids)
Cellular component (GO): endoplasmic reticulum membrane
Molecular function (GO): zinc ion binding
Source: RefSeq, a predicted model, not a curated record